Phalaenopsis equestris is the source of this 821-nucleotide messenger RNA. RefSeq lists its product as uncharacterized. The transcript has a single exon. The record is from RefSeq and is a predicted model, not a curated record. The coding region runs from base 234 to 821 and encodes 195 amino acids. NCBI's taxonomy places the organism in Eukaryota, Viridiplantae, Streptophyta, Magnoliopsida, Asparagales, Orchidaceae.
UCGGUCUCAAUACUAUCGUUCCCGUAACGGUGAAAGCCACUCUGUAAAAUCAGUCUCUACUUAAAAACUGAGAAGCCGGUGAAUGAGGCAACCACUCCGCCACCCUCCCCGCCCUUUUAAAUCAAUGGCAGUUUUCCAAAUCCGGCAACCCAAUCCCCCUCUUUUUCACUCAUAAAUUAACAUCAACCCUAAAUCGUCCCUAGAAAUCCUCCAAAAACGUGAAAUCAUCCCCAAUGGCGAUCCACGCGAAGACCGACUCCGAUUUAACCAGCAUAGAGACCUCAUCGCCGCCGCGAUCUCCCCGGCGGCCGAGCUAUUAUGUGAUGAGUCCAAUCAACCCGGAGGCAGACAGGACGUCGAUGUUCGAUCUUAGUCCGAACGAGUCCCCGAUCCAUUAUCACUAUCUCAGCCAUCAACGGUAUAUCUCUCGAGAGUUUUCUGCCUCGCGAUUCUCUGCUUCGCAUAAGACUGGGUACUGGAGAAGGUUUCCGCCAGAGAUGCGGUUCUAUGGUGGCGAUGGGUGUGAGGAGGGAGAGGAGCUGGAGGAGGAGGAGGAGGAGCAGGAGAGAUGGGGGAUUCGAUGCUAUGCUGCCAUGUUUGUGAUCGGAUUCUUUUUAAUCUUUGGUCUGUUUUCAAUCAUUCUGUGGAGCGCGAGUAAAGCACAUGAACCCAAAAUCACUGUGCAGGUUCUUCUUCUCCAUUUUUUCUCCCUUACUUUUUACGAGCAAGUAUAUAGAGACCACCCAAAACUCACUAUUUACAAAUUAACCACCCCCUUACCUAAAUUUUUCAAUUUGGAUUUCAACUCAAUUUUUGUAUGA